CCCUAUACUGGGAUGUCAUGCAGGAGAACUGUGAGAAUGUGACCUCGCUGGAGUUUCCAGUUUUCCCACCUGAUGAGCUCUCUCAGCCUCAACAAGGCAAAGACCUGUGCGUCCCAGAUCUCCAUGAUUCAGAGGAAAGCGAGAUCCUGAGCGGUACCUGCCCAAGGGAGGAAUCAUUCAGCCAAUUCGAAAUCUGUCCGUGGCUGAAGGAAAUAGCUGGGAUUCCCAACAGAGACCUUGGGAGUUCUCCGAGUUCAGGAUUGUCCCCAGCAGAUCUUCUAAAGACACUUUAAGUGGAUGCAUCAUAUC
Mauremys reevesii (Reeves's turtle) is the source of this 309-nucleotide messenger RNA. Its product is annotated as zinc finger protein 641-like. Bases 18 to 293 code for a protein of 91 amino acids. The record is from RefSeq and is a predicted model, not a curated record. NCBI's taxonomy places the organism in Eukaryota, Metazoa, Chordata, Testudines, Geoemydidae. The transcript is spliced from 3 exons.